Molecule: messenger RNA, 10652 nt
Organism: Mastomys coucha (southern multimammate mouse)
Lineage: Eukaryota; Metazoa; Chordata; Mammalia; Rodentia; Muridae
Gene: Brca2
Product: BRCA2 DNA repair associated
Exons: 27
Coding region: 341-10414 (3357 amino acids)
Biological process (GO): double-strand break repair via homologous recombination; regulation of DNA-templated transcription
Cellular component (GO): nucleus
Source: RefSeq, a predicted model, not a curated record
CACGGGCAGAGCGGGCUUUUCGCAGGAGCAAGAGAAGCUAGGCGGUGCCGUCAGUCAGCGAUCGCGGCUGGAGCGGGUCAGUGGGGCCGGGUGUUGUGGGCGCGCGCUCCGGGGUUGUGGUGCCGCGAGGACGCGCCUGACACCCCGGAGGAGCCCCUCGACCUCCUUCACGGCCGCCACAGGCUCCACGUCAGCCCGGAGCAGGUUCCUCCUUGCAGCCCGCGGGGUCCUCCCUGAGGGAUCUGGCGCGUCCCCAGAGUCCGCAGUAGCCGCUCCAUUCUGCAGUUGCUGGAUUACCUAACACUUCUUUACCAAGCAUCGGAGAAAUACUGUAGAGAAAAUGCCCGUUGAAUACAAAAGGAGACCAACUUUUUGGGAAAUAUUUAAGGCGAGAUGCAGCACAGCAGAUUUAGGACCAAUAAGCCUCAAUUGGUUUGAAGAACUUUCUUCAGAAGCCCCACCAUAUAAUUCUGAACCUCCAGAAGAAUCUGAAUAUAAGCCUCACAGUUAUGAACCACAGCUGUUUAAAACACCACAGAGGAAUCCCUCUUAUCAUCAGUUUGCUUCGACUCCAAUAAUGUUCCAAGAACGAAGUCAAACUCUACCACUAGACCAGUCACCUUUCAAAGAAUUAGGGAAGGUUGUUGCAAGUAGUAAAUGUAAGAAUCACAGCAAAAAGAUGGCCAGAAUGGACCCUGUGGUGGAUGUUGCCAGUCCACCUCUGAAAUCUUGUCUCAGUGAAAGCCCUCUUACUCUGCGGUGCACACAGGCAGUACCACAACGAGAAAAGCCAGUGGUAUCUGGAAGUUUAUUUUAUACACCAAGACUCAAGGAGGGUCAGACACCAAAACCUAUUUCUGAGAGUCUGGGAGUUGAAGUGGAUCCUGAUAUGUCUUGGACAAGUUCAUUAGCUACACCACCAACACUUAGUUCCACUGUGCUCAUAGCCCGAGAUGAAGAAGCACAUAGAACCGCAUUGCCUGCCGACUCUCCUGCUACUUUGAAAAGCUAUUUUUCUAAUCACAAUGAAAGUGUGAAACAGAAUGAUAGAUCUGUUCCUUCUGUGACCGACAAUGAAAACAAAAACCAGCAAGAAGCUUGUAGUCAGGGAUUGGGGAAAAUGUUAGGGGAUUCAUCUGACAAAAGAAAUAGCUUCAAAGACUGCCUUAGAAUACCAAUACCAAAUGUUCUAGAAGAUGGGGAGACAGCUGUAGAUACUUCAGAAGAAGAUAGUUUCUCAUUAUGCUUUCCUAAGCGUAGAACCAGAAAUCUACAGAAAAUGAGAAUGGGUAAGACCAGGAAGAAAAUUUUCAGUGAAACAAGAACUGAUGAAUUAAGUGAAGAAGCUAGAAGACAAGCUGAUGAUAAAGACUCAUUUGCACUUGAAAUUGAAGCAAGAGAUAGUGAGCCCUUAGAUCCAGGUGUAACAAACCAGAAGCCCUUUUACAGCCAGAGUGAGGAAAUCUGCAGUGAAGCUGUACAGUGUUCAGACAGUAGAUGGCCUCAGUCAAACCUCUCUGGUCUAAAUGGAACUCAGACAGGAAAAAUAUCCUUACUUCAUAUUUCUUCUCAUAACCAAAAUAUUUCAGAAGAAGACUUCAUAGAUAUGAAGAAAGAAGGUACUGGUUCUAUUACUCCAGAAAAUUCUUUUCCUCAUAUUUCUAGUCUUCCAGAACCAGAAAAGAUGUUCAGUGAGGAAACUCUGGUAGAUAAGGAACAUGAAGGACAGCAUCUUGAAUCACAUGAAGACUCCAUUGCAGGGAAGCAAAUGGUAUCUGGAACAAGUCAAGCAGCCUGUUUGUCUCCCAGUAUCAGGAAGUCUAUAUUCAAGAUGAGAAAGCCGCUUGAAGAGACUUUGGGGACUGUUUUCUCAGAUAGUAUGGCCAGCUCAACCUUUACAGAAGAACAUGAAGUCUCUACAAGUGGAUUGGGAAUACAUAUUGCAUGCUCACAGAAAGAAGAUUUUUUAUGUCCUAGUUCAGUUGACACUGGAAGCUGGCCAACCACUCUCACUGACACUUCUGCAACUGUGAAAAAUGCAAGUUUACUAUCCACUCUAAAAAAUAAAAGAAGAAAGUUUAUUUACUCUGUAAGUGAUGAUGCAUCUCAUCAAGGAAAAAAACUACAGUCACACAGACAGUCAGAGCUUACUAACCCUUCAGCCCAGCUAGAAGCAAGUGCUCUUGACUUACCAUUCACCUUAACAAAUGUGAAUUCAGGUGUAUCAGAUUCUUCUGUCAAAAAAAGCUAUUUACCAAAUGAUCCUGAAGAGCCAUCUUUUUCCUUGACCAACUCUUUUGGGACUGCUGCCAGUAAAGAAGUUAGUUAUAUUCAUGCAUUGAUAUCUCAGGAUCUUAAAGACAAAGAAGCAAUAGUCAGUGAAGAAAAACCACGGCCAUAUACAGCCCUAGAAACUGACUUUUUGUUAUGCUUGCCAGAAAGACCAUGUGAAAAUGAUCAAAAAAGUCCAAAAGUUUCCAAUGGAAAAGAAAAAGUCUUAGACUCAGCAUGUCUUCCUGCAGGAAGGCAUGCAGCAGCAGUGCAACUCAGUAGCAUUAGUUUUGAAUCACAGGAAAACUCUCUUGGUGGCCACAACAGAACAAGUACUGUCAAAUUAACUCCCAGCUCAAAGCCACCCCUGUCAAAGGCAGUCAUGGUUUCUAGAGGGAAAAUGUGUAAAAUGCCAGAGAAACUGCAAUGUGAGAGUUGUAAAGAUAAUAUUGAAGUAAGCAAAAACAUCCCAGGGGUGAAUGAAAUGUGUGUCUUAAGUGAAAAUUCUAAAAGCCCUGAGCUUCUGCCACCUGGAGAAUAUAUAAUAGAAGUGUCCUCUUCAGUGAAGUCACAGUUCAAUCAAAAUGCAAAACUAGCAGCCAUACAAAAGGACCAAAAAGGCUUACCUUUUAUUUCAGAAGUAACAGUCAAUAUGAAUUCUGAAGAACUUUUCCCAGACGAAAAUAAUUUUGCUUUUCAAGUAACCAAUGAAAGCAGUAAGCCUGAUUUAGGAAGUACUGUGGAACUCCAGGAAGACGACCUCAGCCAUGCAAAAGGGUCUAGUCUCAAGAACUCUCCCAUGGCAGUAUGUGGAAACUUAGAUGAUGAUGAGCAUGCAGCCCAAGUGUUGAUAACAAAGGACCCAGAUUCAUUAGCUGUGGUCCAUGAUUGUACAGAGAAGAGCAGAAAUAAUAUAGAGCAACAUCAGAAAGGAACCGUAGACAAAGAUUUCAAGUCAAAUUCCUCCUUGGAUAUGAAAUCAGACGAGAACAAUGAUUAUUCAGACAAAUGGUCGGGGUUCUUGGAUCCAAUCUUGAACCAUAAUUUUGGAGUUAGCUUCAAAACAGCUUCCAAUAAAGAAAUAAAACUUUCAGAGCAUAAUGUCAAGAAAAGCAAAAUGUUCUUCAAAGAUAUUGAAGAACAGUAUCCUACUAGUUUAGCUUGCAUUGAUGUUAAUACCCUUCCAUUAGCAAACCAGCAGAGACUAAAUGAACCUCAUACAUUUGAUUUGAAAUCAGCUACUACUGUAUCUACACAGUCUCAUAGUCAAUCAUCUGUUUUUCAUGAAGAUACUCACCCAAGACCUCAGAUGUUAUCUUCAAAGCAAGAUUUUCAUUCAAAUCAUAAUUUAACACCCAGCCAAAAAGCAGAAAUUACAGAACUGUCUACUAUCUUGGAAGAAUCAGGGAGUCAGUUUGAAUUCACACAGUUCAGAAAGCCAUGCCACAUAGCACAGAAUAAUACAUCUGAAGUGCCUGGAAACCAGAUGGUUGCUGUAAGUACUGCUUCUAAGGAGUGGAAAGAAGUUGAUCUUCAUCUCCCAAUGGAUCCCUCCUCUGUAGGUCAGACAGAUCACAGGAAGCAAUUUGAAGUUUUGGCUGAAGUUAAACAAAGCUUUCCUCACCUAUUAGAAGAUACUUGUAACAAAAAUACAUCUUGUUUUUUACCAAAUAUAAAUGAAAUGAAGUUUGGAGGAUUUUGUUCUGCUCUUGGCACAAAACUUAGUGUGUCUAAUGAGGCUCUGAGAAAAGCUAUGAAACUGUUUAGUGACAUUGAAAAUAUUAGUAAGGAGCCUUCAGCAAAAGUAGGACCAAGAGGAUUCUGUUCAAGUGCACAUCAUGAUUCUGUUGCUUCAGUGUUAAAGAAACAAAACACUGAUAAAAGUUUUGAUGAGAAAUCUAGUAAGUGCCAAGUAACAUUACAAAAUAAUAUUGAAAUGACUACCUGUAUUUUUGUUGACAAAAGUCCUGAAAAAUAUACAAAGAAAAUAAAACAUGAAGAUAACUAUACUAGCUCUCAAAGAAAUACUUAUAAAUUAGAAAGCUCUGAUGGUAGUAAAUCAAGUACAAGUGGACCAGUUUAUAUUCAUAAAGAUGACAGUGAUUUACUUUGUGUUGCUGAUCAAGGCAAUAAGUAUCCUGAGUCAUGUACCCAAAAUGUGAGGGAGGAAAACACACAAAUUAAGGAAAAUAUAUCAGAUUUAACAUGUUUGGAAGUCAUGAAAACUGAGGAAACAUGUCAUAUGAAAUCUUCAGAUAAAGAACAAUUAUCUUCAGAUAAGAUGAAACAAAAUUUAAAAGAGUUUAAUAUAUCCUUUCAGACUGCAAGCGGGAAAAAUAUCAGAGUCUCCAAAGAGUCAUUAAAUAAAAGUAUGAAUAUUUUAAAUCAAGAAACAGAAGAAUUGACUGUCAUUUCAGAUUCUUUGAAUUCUAAAAUUCUUUGUGGCAUAAAUAAGGACAAAAUGCAUACUUCAUGUCACAAGAAAGCAAUCAGUAUUAAAAAGGUAUUUGAAGAACAUUUCCCAACUGCAACUGUCAGUCAAUUACCAGGUCUUCAGCAACAUCCUGAAUAUGAAAUAGAAAAUAUCAAAGAACCUACUCUGUUGAGUUUUCAUACAGCUAGUGGGAAAAAAGUCAAAAUUAUGCAGGAAUCUUUGGACAAAGUGAAAAACCUUUUUGAUGAGACACAAUAUGUUAGGAAAACUGCCAGUUUUAGUCAUCAAGGAUCAAAACCCCUGAAGGACAGAGAGGACUAUAAAGAAAAACUUACAUUAGCAUAUGAGAAAAUUGAAGUAACUGCCUCAAAAUGUGAAGAAAUGCAGAACUUUGUCUCUAAGGAGACUGAAAUGCUCCCCCAGCAAAAUUAUCAUAUGUAUAGACAAACUGAAAAUCUCAAAACAUCAAAUGGUACCUCUUCCAAAGUACAUGAAAACGUAGAAAAUAGAAUAGAAAAGAAUCCAAGAAUUUGCUGUAUUUGUCAGUCCUCUUACCCUGUCUCUGAAGAUUCUGCUUUGGCAUGUUAUACAGGGGACAGUAGUAAAAGUUGUGUCAGAGCGUCUUCUCUAUCCAAAGGCAGAAAAUGGCUUAGAGAACAGGGUGAUAACCUUGGAACAAGAAAUACUAUCAAAAUUGAAUGUGUAAAGGAACACACAGAAGAUUUUGCAGGAAAUGCCUCAUAUGAACGUAGUUUAGUCAUUAUCAGAACUGAAAUUGACAAAGAUCAUGUCCUUGAAAACCAAGCUUCAACCCUCUUUAGUGACCCUAGUGUGUGUCACAGCUAUCUAUCCUAUUCUAGAUUUUGUCAUCGUGAUGACAUGCAUAAUGAUUCAGGAUAUUUCUUAAAAAAUAAAAUUGAUUCUGAUGGUCGGCCAGACAUGAAGAAUGCUGAAGGCAAUGCCAUUUUCCCCAGAGUAUCUGCUACAAAAGAAAUAAAUCUACACCCACAAACUAUAAAUGAGCAUUGUGUUCAGAAACUGGAGACUAAUGCUUCACCAUAUGCAAAUAAAAAUGUAGACAUUGACUCAACCAUGCUGGAUUCAAGGAAUUGUAAGGUAGGCUCACCCAUGUUCAUUAAAGCUCAUUCACAAGAAACUGUAAGAACAAAAGAGAUAUUCACAGAUAACUGUAAUAAAAUAAUUGAGCAAAACAGAGAGAGUAAACCAGACACUUGCCAGACAAGCUGUCAUAAAGUAUUGGAUGAUUCAGAGGAUUUUAUAUGUCCUAGCUCUUCAGGCGAUGUCUGCAUGAACUCAUAUAAGGCUAUUUUUUGUCCUCAGAAUGAACAGAUUUUACAACAUAACCAAAGUGUGUCUGUACUGAAGAAAGCUGCAACACCACCUGUUAGUUUGGAAACUUGGGAUACAUGUGAAUCUAUAAGAGAAUCUCCCCAGGCAGUCCAUCCUUCACGCACUUUUGGGAUUUUUAGCACAGCAAGUGGAAAAGCUGUACAAGUAUCAGAUACUUCAUUAGAAAAGGCAAGGCAAGUGUUUUCUGAGAUGGAUGGUGAUACUAAACAGUUAUCUGCCAUGGUGUCACUGGAAGGUAAUGAAAAAUCACAGCACUCUGUGAAAAGAGAAAACACUAUGGUGCAUAACACUCAGGGUGUAUUGUCACUCCCCAAAACCCUCCCAGGCAAUGUCAGGUCCUCUGUAUUCUCUGGAUUUAGCACCGCAGGUGGAAAACUGGUCACAGUUUCAGAAAAUGCCUUACACAAAGUUAAAGGAAUGUUAGAGGAGUUUGAUUUGAUCAGAAAUGAACAUAUCCUCCAGCAUUCACCUACACUGGAAGAUUUAUCAAAAAUACUUCCUCAACCUUGUAUUGAAAACAGAACCCCAGAAUACCCUGUAAACUCUAGAUUGCAGAAAACCUACAAUGAUAAAUCCAGCUUACCAAGUAAUUAUAAAGAAAGUGGUUCUUUAGGCAAUACUCAAUCUAUUGAUGUUUCUUCCCAACUCUCUCAGAUGGGGAGAAACCAAGACACACAAUUGGUAUUAGGAACAAAAGUAUCCCAUAGUAAGGCUAAUCUUUUGGAAAAAGAACAAACCUUACCCCAAAACAGAAAAGUAGAAACUGAUGAAAUGAAAACAUUUUCUGAUGUUCCUGUGAAAACAAGUGUAGGAGAGUAUUACUCCAAAGAGCCAGAGAACUAUUUUGAAACAGAAGCAGUGGAGAGUGCCAAAGCUUUUAUGGAAGAUGAGCUGACAGAUUCUGAACAGACUCAUACCGAAUGCUCACUGUUUACACGCCCCCAAAAUGAAGCUUUGUUCAAUUCAAGAACUAGGAAAAGAGGAGGCUUGGCUGUUGACGUAAUUGGACAACCCCCAAUCAAAAGAAGCUUAUUAAAUGAAUUUGACAGGAUAAUAGAAAGUAAAGGAAAAUCCUUAACACCUUCAAAAAGCACUCCAGAUGGCACAAUAAAAGACAGAAGAUUAUUCACACACCACCUGUCUCUAGAGCCAGUUACCUGUGGACCCUUCUGCUCAAGUAAAGAAAGGCAAGGAACCCAGAGCCCACAUUUUACCUCACCUGCUCAAGGGCUUCUGUCUAAAGGACAUCCUUCGAGACACUCAGCUUUGGAAAAGUCUCCAAGCAGUCCUACAGUUUCAGUCCUACUGGCUCACGAAGUUCCUGCCACAAGAACCGAAAGGACCAGACACUCAGUCACUGGCAAAUCUACCAAAGUCUUUGUCCCACCUUUCAAGAUGAAAUCACAGUUUCACGGAGAUAAAUAUUUUAAUAGCAAGAACGUUAAUUUGGAGGGAAAGAACCAAAAGAGCACAGAUGGAGACAGGGAAGACGGGAAAGACAGUGACGUUCAUCGGUCUAACAAAGAUUCAAUAUCAAGCCUUCAAAAUGCCAGAGACCUACAGGAUAUACGAAUUAAAAGCAAAGAAAGGCAUCAUCUCUGUCCGCAGCCAGGCAGUCUCUAUCUUACAAAGUCAUCCACCCUGCCCAGGAUCUCUCUGCAGGCCGCAGUCAGAGGCAGCGUUCCUUCUGCGUGUUCUCCCAAGCAGCUCUAUAUGUAUGGUGUUUCUAAAGAGUGCAUAAACAUUAACAGCAAAAAUGCUGAGUAUUUUCAGUUUGACAUUCGGGAUCAUUUUGGUAAAGAAGAUCUGUGUGCUGGCAAAGGCUUUCAGUUGGCAGACGGUGGAUGGCUGAUCCCCUCCCAUGAUGGCAAGGCUGGAAAAGAAGAAUUUUAUAGGGCUCUGUGUGACACUCCAGGUGUGGAUCCAAAGCUUAUUUCUAGCAUCUGGGUCGCUAACCACUACAGGUGGAUUGUAUGGAAACUGGCAGCUAUGGAAUUUGCUUUUCCUAAGGAAUUUGCUAAUAGAUGCUUAAACCCAGAAAGAGUUCUGCUUCAACUGAAAUACAGAUACGACGUGGAAAUUGACAACAGCAGCAGAUCAGCUCUAAAGAAGAUACUGGAAAGGGACGAUACAGCUGCAAAAACACUUGUCCUCUGUGUUUCUGACAUCAUUUCACCAAGCACAAAUGUGUCUAAAACUUCAGGUGGUAAAAUUAGUGGUGAGGAUGCCAACAAAGUAGACACAAUUGAACUCACAGAUGGAUGGUAUGCUGUCAGGGCCCAGCUAGACCCUCCACUCCUGGCUCUUAUAAAGAGUGGCAGACUGACUGUGGGUCAGAAGAUCAUUACACAGGGAGCAGAGCUGGUAGGCUCUCCUGAUGCCUGUGCACCUCUAGAAGCCCCAGACUCCCUUAGGCUAAAGAUUUCUGCAAACAGCACGCGGCCUGCUCGCUGGCACAGCAAGCUGGGGUUCUUUUGUGACCCCAGGCCCUUCCCUCUGCCUUUGUCCUCACUAUUCAGUGACGGAGGAAAUGUUUGCUGUGUGGACAUCAUUGUUCAGAGAGUGUACCCUUUACAGUGGGUGGAGAAGACGGCGUCUGGAUUGUAUAUAUUUCGUAGUGAGAGAGAAGAGGAGAAGGAAGCACUGAGAUUUGCAGAGACCCAGCAGAAGAAACUAGAGGCCUUGUUCAUCAAAGUUCACACAGAGUUUAAAGACCACGAAGAAGACACAACACAGCGGUGUGUGCUGUCCCGUGCACUCACACGGCAGCAGGUCCAUGCUCUGCAGGAUGGGGCAGAGCUCUAUGCAGCAGUGCAGGAUGCAUCAGACCCAGAUCACCUGGAGGCUUGUUUCAGCGAAGAGCAGCUAAGAACCUUGAACAACUACAAACAAAUGCUGAACGAUAAGAAACAAGCACGGAUCCAGUCAGAAUUCCAGAAGGCCCUGGAGUCUGCUGAGAAAGAAGAGGGCUUAUCAAGGGAUGUUACAACUGUGUGGAAGCUGCGAGUUACAAGUUACAAGAAAAAAGAAAAAUCAGCUCUGUUGAGUAUCUGGCGUCCAUCAUCAGACUUAUCCUCCCUGUUAAUAGAAGGAAAGAGAUACAGAAUCUAUCAUCUUGCGGUGUCAAAAUCGAAGAGUAAAUUUGAACAACCCAGCAUCCAGUUAACAGCCACAAAAAGAACCCAGUAUCAACAGCUGCCGGCUUCCAGUGAGGCUUUACUCCAGGUUUACCAGCCCAGGGAGCCCCUUCACUUCAGCAGACUGUCAGAUCCAGCCUUUCAGCCUCCUUGUUCUGAAGUCGAUGUUGUAGGAGUUGUAGUUUCUGUUUUAAAACCAAUAGGUCUUGCUCCUUUGGUCUACCUGUCAGACGAAUGCCUUAAUUUAUUAGUGGUGAAAUUUGGGAUAGACCUUAAUGAAGACAUAAAGCCACGUGUGCUAAUUGCUGCGAGCAACCUCCAGUGCCAGCCGGAAUCCACAUCAGGAGUGCCGACUUUAUUUGCUGGGAAUCUUUCCAUAUUUUCUGCCAGUCCAAAGGAGGUCUACUUUCAGGAGAGAGUCAACAAAAUGAAGCAUGCUAUUGAGAAUAUUGAGACAUUUUACAAGGAGGCAGAAAAGAAGCUUAUACAUGUGCUUAAGGGAGACAGUCCCAAGUGGUCCACCCCGAACAAGGACCCUACCCGAGAGCCUCACACAGCCUCCACUUGCUCUGCUUCACAUCUCCUUGGUGCAGGAGGUCAGUUACUGAGGAUUUCACCUACUGGUCAGCAAAAUUAUCAAAGUCCUUUAUCACCUUGCACACCGAAAGGGAAGUCCACGCCCCUGGCUCACUCAUCCCAGAAGGCAGCAAAGUCUUGUAGUGGGGAGAACAAGAUCAAUGACCCCAAAACCUGUCGAAAAAGAAGAGCCUUGGAUUUCCUAAGUCGACUGCCCUUACCUCCCCCCGUCAGUCCCAUCUGUACCUUUGUCUCUCCAGCUGCACAGAAGGCUUUUCAGCCGCCACGGAGCUGUGGCACCAAAUGUGCAACACCUAUAAAAAAAGAACCCAGUUCCCCUCGGAGGAGGACGCCAUUUCAGAAGGCCAGUGGUGUGUCUCUUCUGGACUGUGAUUCAGUAGCUGAUGAAGAACUUGCCUUGCUCAGUACCCAAGCCCUUGUGCCUGACUCAGUGGGACGUGAACAUGUGUUUCCUAGUGAUUCUACAAGGACUGCCAUGCUCCAAGGGCAGAAGAACCCCCAGCCAGCACAAAGGCCAGACCAGCAUGUAGGGCCCAGAUCUAGGAAGGAGUCUCUCAGGGAUUGUAGAGACGACAGUGGUGAGAAUUUAGCUGUUGAGUCUUAGGCUCCCAGUUUGUAAGAUGUGUACAGUUCUCGACUACUGUAGAGUUGUUCAUGUGACAAGACAGGAGUAACUGCACACUUACUGACGCGUGUGUUUACUAUUCAGAUGCUCUACCUGGUUCUAUGUUGGUGUAACUAAAGCUGGUUGUACAUUAAUUUAAAAAGCUUUAGGAUUAGACUUGAUCACUGCAAGUAUCAUUUUACAUACAAAAUAAACACAGCUUUGCUUUUACUUUGGA